UCAAUAUGUAUCAGCAAUCGCUGGACUUGGCAGCUUCUUUGGUUCUCGAGUGAUGACAGAACAUGGAAUCCUCUUCAAUAACCACCUUAGCAACCUCCCCAAUUUUCCACUUCCUGAAAAAGACGAGUUCUCACGAGCAAGACCUCUCAGUCUAUACACUCCUGUCAUCCUUACAGACCAUAAACAAGUAUGUGGAGAGCGUGUGGUUUUAUCUAGUCCAGAAGUUGGAGCGGCAGCUCAAAUAAUAACUCAGCUGACUGUUCGGCAGAAAAAUUUAAUAGACGCCAUCGCUCAGCCUCGGCUUACAGUUAAGCCUGGCGUGGACGAUGUGUAUCGAGAAGAUUUUGGAGGAGGUGCUAAAAUGCCAGCAGAUGCCACCAACGCUCUGAAGGCCAUGAAUCACAGUUUUGAGGUGCUACACCAGCCAUAUGCAAGUGUGAAUGGAAUUUCAAAAAUUAAAGACAAAUUAGUGUCGAUGUCAGAUAUUCGAGGUGGAGGAGUUGCUCAUCGAUUAGAAUCUUCGCCAAAAACUUAGGAGAAUAAACUUGGACCUCAACAGAGCAUUGAAAUUUACAUCAUUGCUCAUGACAGGACAGAAGUUCCAAAGGAGCAGCAAAUACAGUGAAACUCAAGUCUAACAUAGGCCAUGAAAUGGAUUGUAUGUAAUUGUUUGGUCCUUAAAUAUGAAGUGGAGUCCUGUUGCACCUAAGAAAGAUUCUUUCUAAAAAUAAUCUUUGUAACAGUUAAAUUAUAUAAUUCUACAAUUUAUAUAGCUACUAUUUAACCAUUUGUUCUUUUGUGUGUAUGCCACAACCAAAGUUUACUCAUCUCUUACUAACAGCAUUUGUGCCUAUUAUAUUUCUUUUUGACUGGUCUACAUAUAUAAAGUUAUUCAUGCUGGGAAAAUAUUUACAUUUUAUCCUGACAAAAUUAAGAUAAAUUGCCAUUCCAAUGACAUAGUUUAAGCUAUUUAUGUCAGCUAAUGUGCUGUUAUGCUUACCUUUAUAAUUUAUUAAGGUACAUGUGUGUAUAUAUAAAAAAACAUUUAUUAUACCAGCAAUUUUUUCCAAAACAAGAUAACACUUUCUUUUAACCUAAUUAUUUUUUCCAAGUGAUGUAAACUCGACAAGAAAAGUGAAAAUACAGUU
Messenger RNA from Macrobrachium nipponense, 1148 nucleotides. RefSeq lists its product as uncharacterized. Lineage: Eukaryota; Metazoa; Arthropoda; Malacostraca; Decapoda; Palaemonidae. Bases 53 to 535 code for a protein of 160 amino acids. The record is from RefSeq and is a predicted model, not a curated record. The transcript is spliced from 5 exons.